UCAAUUCAAUGCAUAUACGGCUCAUAAUAAAAUAUUAGGCCAAAUUUGGCAGAGGGAGAAGAAGAACAUAACUCAUCAUCAAGAAACAGCAAUGGCAAGGGUAGAAUUGGUGUUCAUCCCAGCUCCAGCAAUAGGACACCUGGUUUCAACCCUUGAAUUCGCUAAGCGCUUGAUCCACUAUGAUCAUCGACUUUUCAUCACAGUCCUCUGCGAGUUUUCCUUGAAGUCCCAUCUCGAUGCAUAUAUUGAUUCUCUUGUGGCCUCACUUUCUUUAGCUCACCGAAUCAAACUCGUUCAUCUCCCUCUGGUUGACUCACCUCCCGUGGAGCUACUCAAGUCCAUAGAAAACUUUAUCUAUCAAUACAUGGAGAGUCUUGUUCCUCAUGUCAGAAAAGCACUCACAGAUAUUGUGUCAUCUAACUCCAAUUACUCUCAAGGUGAUGUUGUAUUGGUUCUUGAUUUCUUCUCUAUGCCUAUGAUGGAUGUGGCCAAUGAGCUCGGCCUCCCUUCUUAUAUGUUCAUGACUUCCAACUUGGGAUUACUUAGUCUCAUGUUCUACCUUGCAACUCGCCAUAACCAGAUCAGCUCUGAGUUGGAAGAAUCAGAUGCUCCGUUAAGAUUGCAGGGUUUUCAGAAUCCUGUUCCUUCAAGCGUUCUUCCCACGGCUGCAUUUUGCAAAGAUGGUGGCUAUUCUGCUUAUGUUAAGCUUGCUCAAAGGUUUAGGGAGACAAAAGGGAUUAUAGUAAAUUCGAUUGAGGAAUUGGAGUCUUAUAGUUUUAGCUCGAUGAAUGAUGGGGCAGAAACACCUCCAAUCUACAUGGUUGGACCAGUACUCGACCUCAACGGUCAGCCUCACCCAAGUAUGGAUCAAGUUCAGAAUGAUAAAAUCUUGAAAUGGCUUGAUGAGCAACCUCACUCUUCUGUAGUGUUUCUCUGUUUUGGGAGUAUGGGAAAAUUUGGUGCUUCCCAAUUGAGAGAGAUAGCAUCUGGACUCCAACGCAGUGGACAUAGAUUCUUGUGGUCUGUACGAGUUCAACAACCAACAACCAUAGACGAAAUCUUGCCAGAAGGAUUCUUAGAACAGAUUGGAAGUAAGGGGAUGAUAUGCAACGAGUGGGCGCCUCAGGUGAAAAUCUUGGCUCACAGUGCUGUGGGCGGCUUUCUGUCUCACUGUGGCUGGAAUUCCAUACUGGAGAGCUUGUGGUAUGGGGUACCAGUUGCCACAUGGCCUAUUUAUGCAGAGCAACAACUGAACGCGUUUAGGAUGGUGAGGGAGUUCGGCUUAGCUGUUGAUUUAAGAUUGGAUUACAAGGAUCGUGGAGAUGAUCAUAUUGUCUCGGCGGAAGAGAUUGAAACUGCAGUAAAACAUCUUAUGGAGGGUGAUAGUGAGGUACGGAAGAAGGUCAAAGAGAUGAGUGAAACAGCCAGAAAAUCUGUUGAGGAAGGUGGAUCCUCAUUUACUGCUAUUGGAAAACUGAUCAAUAGUAUCAUUGGAAGCAACUACUAUUAGUCUAUUCUAAUUUUAUUCUAAGGUCAGGUUUGUUGUUGUCAAAGUGAAAUGGGAAUAAAGUAAUUUCUUAUUCAGAAAUAAAACAUUUGCAUUUGCUUUUGUAUUGCA
Molecule: messenger RNA, 1618 nt
Organism: Cannabis sativa
Lineage: Eukaryota; Viridiplantae; Streptophyta; Magnoliopsida; Rosales; Cannabaceae
Product: UDP-glycosyltransferase 71K1-like
Exons: 1
Coding region: 92-1510 (472 amino acids)
Molecular function (GO): UDP-glycosyltransferase activity
Source: RefSeq, a predicted model, not a curated record